AUGAGUCGUAAUUUAGCCCUUGAUAGCCGAAGAUCGUCUAUAAGUGACGGUGGGAGUCACUUACAGGAUAGAAGGGUAUCUAUUACUACUUCAGGGGAUACACACGGUACACGAAGGCCAUCUAUUUGCUCCAUAACAGGGCCACCAAAUCUCACCAAACGCAGGUCAACUAUUCAUCGUAAAUCAAGCCUGCUUGACAAUCAUCCUGCCCAACUAGCAUUCCGACCACGACUAGCCAACACAUACCAGAUGGAACCAGAAAGAAAGUUUAAACCUACAGAGAUCCAGAAACUUGUGUAUAAUGUUCUAGAAGAGAGACUCGAAGACACAAGUUAUGAUCCUGACAAAUGUCGUUUUCUCGUGGUUUCUCUCGCAAAUGAAAUACGGCAUAGGGUAAAACAGAUGGGGUUUGCUCGGUAUAAGAUAGUUUGCACUGUUGACAUGGGAUCGAUUGCAGAACAAGGAUUACGAGUUGCUAGUCGUUGUCUUUGGGAUAAAGUUCAAGAUAGUUUGGGAACAGCAACAUAUAAGAACGAGAGCUUGUUUGCAGUUGGAACUGUGUUUGGAGUAUACCAUGAGUGA
This is a messenger RNA of Dendronephthya gigantea, 582 nucleotides long. RefSeq names its product tctex1 domain-containing protein 1-B-like. The coding region runs from base 1 to 582 and encodes 193 amino acids. The transcript has a single exon. Gene Ontology annotation, molecular function: dynein intermediate chain binding. Gene Ontology annotation, biological process: microtubule-based movement. NCBI's taxonomy places the organism in Eukaryota, Metazoa, Cnidaria, Anthozoa, Malacalcyonacea, Nephtheidae. The record is from RefSeq and is a predicted model, not a curated record. Gene Ontology annotation, cellular component: cytoplasm; cytoplasmic dynein complex.